GGUACGGGGUUCGAUACCCCGCAUCUCCAAUUCAGUUUAAGGAUUUUACGGAUUUUCACAUCUUUGCAGACUGCCACUGCCGAUCUACUCUAUAAAGUAUAAACAAAUUUCCCGCGCAAUAAUUCUGCAUAUAGUCGACCCACAAGCUAGGGUUUCUACUGAGCCAAAAAUCUUGGACAAACUCAGGUCCUCAAUGGAGGUCGCUCAAAUCGCUCAUCUGCUAAGCGAGACGCUCAGCCCUGAUGGUCACGUUGUUCGAACUGCUUCGGAAGCUCUCGAUCGCCUUUCUCAGCUCCCUGACUUCCCUUUUUCUCUCCUCUCCAUCGCCGCCGGAGGUGAAAAUCAUGGUCAAAAAGUUGCUGCUGCCACAUACCUUAAGAAUUUCACUAGGCGAAGUAUCAAUGAAGACGACACAUUGUCCUCAAAAGUCAGUAAAGAGUUCAAGGACCAGCUCAUGCAAGCUUUGCUUCAAGUUGAACCAGCAGUUCUAAAAGUUUUGAUUGAAGCAUUUCGAGCCAUUGUUGUUGCUGAGUUUGUGAAGCAGAAUUCCUGGCCUGAACUUGUACCUGAUCUACUGGCUGCUAUUCAAAAUAGUAAUCUUUUUAGCAAUACUGCUGACUGUAAAUGGAACACCAUAAAUUCCCUUACAGUUCUUCAUGCACUGCUUCGACCUUUCCAGUACUUUUUGAAUUCUAAAGUUGCUAAGGAGCCAGUGCCACCACAGCUAGAGCAGAUUGCUAAAGAAGUUCUAGUACCCUUGAUGGCCGUAUUCCAUCAUUUGGUUGAAAAGGCUUUAGCUAUCCAUGAUAGAACAGAAAUGGAAAUGGAGAAAAUCCUUCUCACUCUUUGCAAAUGCAUAUAUUUUGCUGUGAGAUCGCACAUGCCAUCUGCUUUAGCUCCUCUUUUGCCUUCUUUUUGUCGUGAUCUGAUUGCCAUUCUGGGUUCUUUGAGUUUUGAGUGUUCUGUUACCAUAGAAAAUGGAUACUUGAUGAGGCUGAAGACUGGAAAGAGAAGCUUGCUCAUUUUCUGUGCUUUCAUUAGCCGACACCGAAAGUACUCUGAUAAGUUGAUGCCAGACAUCAUCAACUGUGUUUUAAACAUAGUCAAAUAUAGCAAAAAGACCAGUGAGCUUAAUUUUUUACCAGAGAGGAUUGUUUCCCUAGCUUUUGAUGUGAUUUCACAUGUCCUGGAGACAGGCCCAGGAUGGAGAUUAGUUUCACCUCAUUUUACCUUUUUGUUGGACUCUGCAAUCUUUCCAGCAUUAGUACUGAAUGAGAAGGAUAUUUCAGAGUGGGAAGAAGAUGCAGAGGAAUACAUACGAAAGAAUCUUCCAUCUGAUCUUGUAUGGAAGUAUAUUGUAAUGUUUUCAAAAUACUUGUUCACCAUUUUGAUUAGCCAUCAUGUCACUGAUUCUAAUUAUGCACAGGAAGAAAUUUCUGGAUGGAGGGAGGAUUUGUUUACAGCUAGAAAAAGCGCAAUGAACUUACUUGGUGUUAUUUCCAUGUCAACGGUUACUACUCAGUAUUCCUCAAUAAAUGUCUUUGAACCAUCUCUCUUGACAGGCAGUGUUGUUUACGUUUUUUGUUUGGUGCCUCAGGGUCCUCCAAUGGGCAAUUCUAGUAAUGGUUCUUCAACUGCUUCAAAGCGCAAAAAAAGUGAAAAAAACAAGAGAUAUAGUCAGCGCCGUUUUAUGGGGGAGUUGUUUGUGCUUCCAUUUUUGUCAAAGUUUCCUAUUCCUUCUGAUGCAAAUGCAUCCCAACCUAAAAUUUUAAAUGAUUAUUUUGGUGUUCUGAUGGCAUACGGUGGUCUACAAGAUUUUCUAAGGGUGCAAGAACCUGGAUAUAUUUCAACUCUCGUUUAUACUCGGGUGCUUCCAUUGUAUACGAUAUGUGCAUGCCUACCAUACUUGCUUGCCACUGCAAAUUGGGUACUUGGAGAGCUUGCACCCUGUCUACGAGAAGAGAUGAGUGCAGAUGUAUAUUCUUCAUUGCUCAAGGCAUUGGCCAUGCCAGAUGAAGGGGAUACUUCUUGUUAUCCUGUCAGGGUUUCUGCUGCUGGCGCAAUUGCUGCACUUCUUGAGAAUGACUAUGCGCCACCUGAGUGGUUACCUCUUCUUGAAGUUGUGAUCGGUAGGAUUGGUAAUGGAGAUGAAGAGAGCUCUCUUUUAUUUCAGCUUCUUAUUUCCAUAGUGGAGGCUGUAGAUGAAAAUGUUGCAGUUCAUAUCCCAUAUAUUGUUUCAGCAUUGGUUGGUACAAUCACAAAGUUGAUACCUGCUAAUCCAGAGCCUUGGCCUCAAGUGGUUGAACGGGGCUUUGCAGCCCUAGCAGUAAUGGCUCAGUCCUGGGAAAAUUUUUUGCCUGAAGAACUUGAGCAGAAUGAACUUAGUGAAAAGUGGACAUCUGGCCGAGCUACUAUUGGCAGAGCGUUCUCUGCUCUCCUACAACAUGCUUGGCUCUCACCCAUGUAUCGAUCGGAUCAGGAAGGGGAGGGUUCUCAUACAGCAUCGUGCAUUGAUGAUUCAUCAACGUUGCUCUUGUCCAUUAUGCUCUCGGUUUCUGGAAGCAAUGUUCUUCUAGAGCUUAAAGUGUUGGAGCUAUUAUUAGUUUGGGCUAAUCUAAUUGCAGACUGUUAUGCAUGGGAUGAAUCAGAGAAUUUAUCUAUUUUUGACUGCAUUAAAGAUGUUGUGAAUCUACACAGCAAAUAUGGGCUUAAGAAUUUUCUUGUAGGAAGGAUGUCGUCCCCUCCAGCUCCACCUGUGCCUCAACGUUCUAUCAUUGAAGGCAUUGGUGGUUUUGUUAGUGAGGCCAUAUCACAAUAUCCAUCUGCAACAUGGAGUGCUUGCUCAUGUGUCCAUAUACUACUUCAUGUCCCGAGUUACUCUUUUGAUGCAGAUGGUGUGAAGCAAUCAUUGGUGAUUGCUUUCAGUCGAGCAGCAUUUUGCCGUUUCAGGGAAAUUCGAAGUAACCCUUGUUCACUGUGGAAGCCGUUGUUGGUUGCUAUAGCAUCAUGCUACUUAUGUUAUCCUGAUGUGGUGGAAGAAAUUUUGGAGAAGGGUGAAUGUGGUGGCUUCACAAUUUGGGCUUCUGCCCUGGGUUUUCUCCUCACUAGCUCCUACGAAUCUUGUCUGUCAGAAAAAUCCGAGAUAAAGUUGAUUGUGAUUGCACUUGCCCAGGUGGUUGAGCAGCUGGGACUAAGGAAGCCAAGCAGUGGUGUGUUGCGUGACUGCUUUACUUCACUGUUGGAGGCAUCUGCACGGCUGAAAGAAGUUCAGGAAGAAAAGGAAGAAGCUGAGCAAGAUGAUGAAGAGGAUGAAGACGAUGAAGAUGACGAAACCUCUGACUAUGAUGAGGAGUCUGAGCCCGAGGAACAAGAAGAAACUGAAGAAGAGUUUUUGGAUAGGUAUGCUAAAGCAGCUGUUGCAUUGGAAAAUGGUACAGUUAUUGAAGAGGGGGAUGUAGAAGAUCAAGAACAUGAGACUGAGUUGGGUAGUUUGGAAGAGGUUGAUGAGCGAAAAGUUGUGCUGUCAUUGAUUGAGAAAUACCAUCAUGCUCUCAUACAAGGACAGGCAUUACCAUUGGAGCUCAUUUCAAGGUUCCUGAACGCCUACCCUGAAUGUAGUUUAUACUUCCAGUAAUCCUGGUGAGUGGAAUUUAUUUUUUAUUUUUUAAGUUUCAUGUCAAGGUGUGUAGAGUUAAAAAGAGAAGCUUUUCGGUAAAGUUUUUGGGUUUGUAUUGUAAUCAGGGCUGUGAUAUGGUAUAGGAAAAUUUCUAAUCUAUUUUUUCUUUGUAAUUGUUUUGUUUGCGAUUCUAUUGAAGCAUUUGAUUAAG
Messenger RNA from Juglans microcarpa x Juglans regia, 3827 nucleotides. RefSeq names its product importin beta-like SAD2 homolog. Bases 194 to 3634 code for a protein of 1146 amino acids. Lineage: Eukaryota; Viridiplantae; Streptophyta; Magnoliopsida; Fagales; Juglandaceae. The record is from RefSeq and is a predicted model, not a curated record. The transcript has 19 exons. Gene Ontology annotation, biological process: protein import into nucleus. Gene Ontology annotation, molecular function: small GTPase binding. Gene Ontology annotation, cellular component: nuclear envelope; cytosol.